UUCAGUAGCUCACCUGUCAUAAGAGAUAAUAGUCUACGAGAAGCCCAGUCGACACCAACCCAUCACCUUGGACAGCAGCGCAACCAGCGUGAACUGACAGAUGGUCCGUCAGUUCAGAGAGAGUACCGUACUCAGAAAACGGACCCGAAUUAGAAUCGGAACCACAGACAGCCCACUGGUUAGCGCAGAUCGGCCGCGGAUUCAGCACCAAUGUCGUGGACAGCGCCAUUGACGGAUCAAAACAAACCCGAAAUAUGUCUGUGUGGUUACUGUGGUUACGGUGGCUCUGCACUGUAUUCCAGCAUCGCUAUUGAUUUACAGAUACAUUUCGUCGCUUGCUUUCUACCUCAGACCUGAACACAGUCAACUUUAAGACCACGCGGUACUCCCAACAGGCAACAUCUGUCCCGUAAGCUAUGAACCGCGGCACUUGGCUUUCAGUCCAUUUCUACACGGGCAGAAGGUGAUGUGACUGACACACACACAGGAGCAGCUAGAAACACAAGACUCAUCCACACACACAACACAGCACCAUACCGAUAAUGACGGGUUGACGGUGAUGGGAUGCGAGAAGGGGAGAAGAUAUUAUUCCGCCGGUAUAUAUUAAACUGAUUUAUACCAUGAGGAAAAGUGGAGCUACACGUGCAGACAGUGGGAAAUAAGACGGCAAGGUGCUGCAAAAUGAAGACAGCAAUGCACCAUGGAGUAGCUGUGUUUCUCGUCAUCACUCUGUGCGCCAGCCUGUUCCUCGUCUACAACGCCGGUUUCCACAGUAGCACCACUGAGAGCGGGAUGGCGGGUGUGGCGGGGGGAUCCAGAGACAGGAGCGAUGCCUGGCAGACAGAGCAGCAGCAGAAAGCCUCAGUCAGACCUCCUCAUCCAGCAGAACUACAGGGGUACAGCAGCAUCAUCGACCACAAGCCUCUGAAAAUGCACUGCCGUAGCUGUGCGUUGGUGACCAGCUCCGGUCACCUGAUAGGUGGUGGUCGCGGCGAGGAGAUCGACCGGGCGGAGUGUGUGAUCCGUAUGAAUGACGCCCCCACAGUGAGGGGCUACGGUGGAGACGUUGGGCGCCGCACCUCGCUACGCGUCAUCGCUCACUCCAGCAUGCAGAGGGUCCUACGGAGCCGCCACGAACUGCUCAAUACAUCCCAGGACACAGUGUUUAUCUUCUGGGGGCCCAGUAGUUACAUGCGGCGGGAUGGGAAGGGUCUGGUCUACAAUAACCUGAGGUUGAUGAACCAGGUGCUGCCCAAACUCAAGGUCUACAUGAUCUCCUGGCAGAAGAUGCUGCUGUUUGACGAACUCUUCAAGAGGGAGACGGGAAAGGACAGGCGUAUCUCCAACUCAUGGUUGAGUACUGGUUGGUUCACUAUGACCAUAGCUCUGGAGCUUUGUGACCGGAUCAAUGUCUAUGGCAUGGUGGCUCCAGACCACUGCAGAGAGCCGCAGCCCCCAUCUGUACCCUACCACUACUACGAGCCGCUCGGUCCAGAGGAGUGUGCCAUGUACAUCAGCCAUGAGCGAGGCCGCAGGGGAAGCCAUCACCGCUUUAUCACAGAGAAGAGGGUCUUUGCCAGCUGGGCUCGAACCUUCAACAUCCACUUCUACCAGCCUGACUGGGAACCCCCGCCGCUGGCCCCCCCUAACCGCACGCAGGGGGAGACGGUCUCAGUCAGCAUACAUGACUGGCGACCGGGAAUGGAAGUUGGAUGGUGACAGUGAAUGCUGGGAAUGGAAGUUGGAUGGUGACAGUGAAUGUUGGGAAUGGAAGUUGGAUGGUGACAGUGAAUGUUGGGAAUGGAAGUUGGAUGGUGACAGUGAAUGUUGGGAAUGGAAGUUGGAUGGUGACAGUGAAUGCUGGGAAUGGAAGUUGGAUGGUGACAGUGAAUGCUGGGAAUGGAAGUUGGAUGGUGACAGUGAAUACCGGGAAUGGAAGUUGGAUGGUGACAGUGAAUGUUGGGAAUGGAAGUUGGAUGGUGACAGUGAAUGCUGGGAAUGGAAGUUGGAUGGUGACAGUGAAUGCUGGGAAUGGAAGUUGGAUGGUGACAGUGAAUACUGGGAAUGGAAGUUGGAUGGUGACAGUGAAUGCUGGGAAUGGAAGUUGGAUGGUGACAGUGAAUGUUGGGAAUGGAAGUUGGAUGGUGACAGUGAAUACCGGGAAUGGAAGUUGGAUGGUGACAAUGAAUGUUGGGAAUGGAAGUUGGAUGGUGACAGUGAAUACCGGGAAUGGAAGUUGGAUGGUGACAAUGAAUGCUGAUCAUCUGUGGAAAAGCUGUAACUCAGAUGGGACUGAGGACUGAGCUGGAGAUGGUGAUGGACAAGACCGCAUGAGACGGUCCAAAGUCUUCUGACCACAACUGAAUGGUCCAAACAGUAGGAUACUGACUGCACAUGGUCCUUCACUGAGGAUCGACCGUCCUCCUCUAGGCCAUCCGUCAUGGACAACUGGAAGGACCAAACACAGCUGGCUGGUCCAUAGGCUACUAACCACAACUAGUUAGAGCUGGAUGGCCGUAAGGGUUACCAACCAUUAGUGGUGCGCGAGUCAGCCACCGCCAGACUAUAUGUGAUAAAGUGAAAAUGUGAGACCCCACCCGACCCUAACCUAACCCCAACCCCUAACCCCAAACCCUCUAAUAUAUAAAAUGCACUGUAGGCUACAGUCAGGGAGGGUGGAUGUCUUUGACAGGGGGGGGUGCAGUAUUGUUUUAGCCUGAUUUCGAUGUAUUUCUGAUAAGAAUUUUGUUAGUCAACGUGUCUAUAAUUAGAUACAUGUAGUUUCUCUUCUGUCAUUAUAUGUUGCAGUAGAAGACUACAUCAACCAUCCCUCACCAGAACAAUGUUGUCUAUCGAUAGAAUGAACGCUUCUGUAAUGUUUUCUCUGUCAUCUCUGCUUCUUUCAUGGCGCCAAAGACCUUUAGAGACCGGGGAGAAAAUGCAAUAACACAAUAAAAAAUGGGAAAUAUUUUCUUGGCAGAAUUUCCAAAUGACAUCACUUUGACCGGGUUGUAAAUGGAAAUAAAAAGCUGUGAAAAUGA
Messenger RNA from Salvelinus fontinalis (brook trout), 3041 nucleotides. RefSeq names its product alpha-N-acetylgalactosaminide alpha-2,6-sialyltransferase 5-like. The transcript is spliced from 6 exons. The record is from RefSeq and is a predicted model, not a curated record. The coding region runs from base 682 to 1719 and encodes 345 amino acids. NCBI's taxonomy places the organism in Eukaryota, Metazoa, Chordata, Actinopteri, Salmoniformes, Salmonidae. Gene Ontology annotation, biological process: oligosaccharide metabolic process; ganglioside biosynthetic process. Gene Ontology annotation, molecular function: alpha-N-acetylgalactosaminide alpha-2,6-sialyltransferase activity.